AUGACCGAGGAGGGAAAGGGGACCGACCCUAAUAGAGCUGAGGUAGCAAAAGUGGCUGAAAGGGUUACGUUCCUCCACACACUAGAGAAAAAAGACGGGUCAUUGCGAUUAUGCGUUGAUUACCGCGAACUGAAUAGAAGAAUUAAGCAAGAUUCAUACCCGCUCCCUAUAGUAGAAGCGAUUCUGCAGAGUCUGGCAGGCAAGAAGUUUUUUUCAACACAUGAUUUAUGUAGUGGCUACCGGAAGAUACCACUAGCGGAAACAGCCAGGAGAAAGUUGCUUCACAACGCCGGAAGGGCGUUCCAGUCAAAGUAA
Ostertagia ostertagi is the source of this 315-nucleotide messenger RNA. NCBI's taxonomy places the organism in Eukaryota, Metazoa, Nematoda, Chromadorea, Rhabditida, Trichostrongylidae. The record is from the annotation of a GenBank genome assembly.